Neoarius graeffei (lesser salmon catfish) is the source of this 6666-nucleotide messenger RNA. It is a transcript of the gene ppip5k1a, whose product is annotated as diphosphoinositol pentakisphosphate kinase 1a. The transcript has 33 exons. The coding region runs from base 865 to 5160 and encodes 1431 amino acids. The record is from RefSeq and is a predicted model, not a curated record. Gene Ontology annotation, biological process: inositol phosphate biosynthetic process; inositol metabolic process. NCBI's taxonomy places the organism in Eukaryota, Metazoa, Chordata, Actinopteri, Siluriformes, Ariidae. Gene Ontology annotation, molecular function: diphosphoinositol pentakisphosphate kinase activity; 5-diphosphoinositol pentakisphosphate 1-kinase activity; inositol hexakisphosphate kinase activity. Gene Ontology annotation, cellular component: cytosol.
AAAUAAGAAGGGGCGGGGGGAAAAAAACCCCACACAAAGUACCCGGAUGAGAUGCUAAGCUCUGAUUCGUUCAGCCAAAUCCCGUGUGACUUUGGUGGAUGUGUGGUUUACUGAAGUGGAUUAUCAAAACAAAAUGACAUCUUUUAUGUUCCGGAAAGUAUUGAAAAAUACAAAUACGCUCUGAGAAAAAACGAAAUAAAGCAAAACAGGCGUCAAGUUAACGGUCGAGCUCGGUGAUGACGCCACACUCAGGUCGGCUCUCUAUUGGCUGAAGCCUUUGUUUAUUUUUUUCCAACAUUGACUAGUUUGGUUUCACUCGCAACCUGUCAAACCUAAAGACGGACCGCGAUGAGAAGAUAAAACCGGUUUAAAGACUUCAUGGAGGAAAAAAAAGUACAUCCUGAAAAAUCAAGGUGUUGGAACGUCAAAGUCCAGAACUCAGCCUCUUCAAGAUGCUGUGGUGGGAUUUUAACAGAGCUGAGCAUUAACAAAUGCGCUCAAACAUUAACGAACUGAAGCAAUUUUGUCAAGAAGAAUUCUCCAAAAUGAUCUAACAAUUUAUUGCUGUUCUCUCGAAAACAAGGCUGCUUUGUGCUUGGGAGCACUGGUAUGAUUCGUUGUGAAGCUUGCUCAAGGAAAACAUCUGAAAAAUCCAAUCCAGAUCAUCCAGUUUGCUUGGCUCAGCUUCUUCACCUGCAUCCACAAGUACUCAUUUCUCAAGCAACCUCACAGACUGCAGGUUGUUCAGACUGGGCAAAGCCGUACCCGUGGCCUGUGCCCCUGUAACGCCCCAGCGGCGGCCCACGCUGAGUGUUGGCGUGCGAUGGCGCGGCGGGACUCUGAUAGUUGCCGCUGUGGACUGUGAUGUCAGAGCCCAGCAGCCCGGGUGAGAGCCAGCGUGGCGCUCCCAAAUUCUUCGUGGGCUGCGACGAGGAUGAGAGCGAGGGCCUGGACGGCUACGGCAGCAUGACGACAGACAUGGAGCUGUACGAGGAUGACCUGGAGGCUGACUCGCCUCCGGAGCGUCAGAUCGUGGUAGGGAUCUGCUGUAUGAUGAAGAAGUCCAAGUCUAAGCCCAUGACGCAGAUACUGGAGCGUCUGUGCAAGUUUGAGUACAUCACUGUGGUCAUCUUCCCUGAGGACGUCAUACUCAACGAGCCGGUGGAGAAAUGGCCCCUCUGUGAUUGCCUCAUCUCUUUUCACUCAAAAGGUUUCCCUUUGGAUAAGGCUGUGAGUUACGCCAAACUCCGUAACCCACUGCUGAUCAACGACCUUAAUAUGCAGUACUACAUACAGGACAGGAGGGAGGUGUAUCGCAUCCUGCAGGAGGAGGGAAUCGACCUACCGCGCUACGCUGUGCUGAACAGGGACCCAGACAAACCUGAUGAGUGUAACUUGGUUGAGGGGGAGGACCAUGUGGAGGUGAACGGCGAGAUCUUCCCCAAACCCUUUGUAGAGAAGCCAGUCUCAGCAGAAGAUCACAAUGUGUAUAUCUACUAUCCGACCUCAGCUGGUGGAGGCAGCCAGCGCCUCUUCAGGAAGAUUGGGAGCCGGAGCAGUGUCUAUUCUCCUGAGAGCAGCGUCAGAAAGACUGGUUCCUACAUCUAUGAAGAGUUCAUGCCUACAGAUGGCACAGAUGUGAAGGUGUACACAGUAGGGCCUGAUUAUGCUCAUGCUGAGGCUCGUAAGUCUCCUGCCCUGGAUGGCAAAGUUGAACGAGACAGUGAGGGAAAAGAAAUACGCUACCCUGUUAUGCUCACUGCUAUGGAAAAACUGGUGGCUCGCAAAGUGUGCCUGGCUUUCAAGCAAACAGUGUGUGGGUUUGACCUCCUCCGGGCCAACGGACACUCGUAUGUGUGUGACGUCAAUGGCUUCAGCUUUGUGAAGAACUCUAUGAAAUAUUACGACGAUUGUGCCAAGAUACUUGGGAACAUUGUGAUGAGGGAGCUGGCUCCCCAGUUCCAUAUUCCCUGGUCUAUUCCCACCGAGGCAGAGGACAUUCCCAUAGUCCCUACAACAUCUGGCACCAUGAUGGAGCUGCGUUGCGUGAUCGCAGUGAUCCGCCAUGGAGAUCGAACACCAAAACAGAAGAUGAAAAUGGAAGUCAGAAAUCCCAUGUUCUUUGAACUGUUUGAAAAGUACGGAGGUUACAAAACCGGCAAACUGAAGCUAAAGAAACCCAAACAGCUGCAGGAAGUGCUGGAUAUUAGCAGGCUGCUGUUAGCAGAUCUGGGGCAGUACAGCGACUGUGAGAUCGAAGAGAAGAAGUCAAAACUGGAGCAGCUUAAGACUGUUCUGGAAAUGUAUGGCCAUUUCUCUGGGAUAAACAGGAAAGUUCAGCUGACUUACCUUCCCCACUGGCAGCCUAAGACUUCUAGUGAGGAAGAAGCAGACACACGUAAUGAAUGUCCGUCCUUGCUGCUGGUGUUAAAGUGGGGAGGUGAGUUAACGCCAGCAGGCCGCGUGCAGGCAGAGGAGCUAGGUCGAGCCUUCCGCUGCAUGUACCCUGGAGGACAAGGGGAUUAUGCUGGCUUUCCUGGCUGUGGCCUACUUCGGCUCCACAGCACCUAUCGCCACGACCUCAAGAUCUACGCCUCCGAUGAAGGCAGGGUGCAGAUGACUGCAGCUGCCUUUGCAAAGGGGUUGUUGGCGCUGGAGGGCGAGCUGACCCCCAUUCUGGUGCAGAUGGUGAAGAGUGCGAACAUGAACGGCCUGCUGGAUAAUGACCUCGACUCACUGAGCGGCUGUCAGCACCGUGUCAAAGCCAGGCUUCAUGAGAUCAUGCAGAAAGAUGACGACUUCACCGAGGAAGAUUUUGACAAGCUGGCUCCAACAGGCAGUCCCUCUAUGGUGAGCUCUAUGAAAGCCGUUCAAAAUCCAGUGAAAACAUGCGACAAAGUGUACAGCCUCAUCCAGGGCCUCAUUUGCCAAAUCCAAAAGAGACUUGAGGAUCCCAAAUCUGCAGAUCUACAGUUGUACCACAGUGAGACUUUGGAGAUGAUGCUCCAGCGCUGGUCUAAACUGGAGAGGGACUUCUACAUGAAGAACGGACGCUACGACAUCAGCAAGAUUCCAGACAUCUAUGACUGUGUGAAGUAUGAUGUUCAGCACAACAGUUCCCUGGGCCUAGAGGACACUGUGGAACUGUUCACCCUGUCACGAGCGCUGGCAGACAUCGUCAUACCACAGGAAUAUGGCAUUAAUAAGAUGGAGAAGUUAGAGAUCGCAUAUGGCUACUGUCUGCCUCUGAUCAAGAAGAUCCAGCUGGACCUGCAGAGGACUCACGAGGACGAGUCGGUCAACAAGCUCCAUCCGCUGUAUUCCCGUGGUGUGCUGUCACCAGGCAGGCAUGUACGGACACGACUGUAUUUCACCAGCGAGAGUCACGUCCACUCGCUGCUUAGCAUCUUCCGCUACGGAGGGCUGCUGGAUGAGGACAAUGACCAGCAGUGGAAGAGGGCCAUGGACUAUCUAAGUGCCGUGCCUGAGCUCAACUAUAUGACCCAGAUAGUUAUCAUGCUGUAUGAGGACAACAACAAGGACCCCUCCUCAGAAGAGCGCUUUCAUGUUGAGCUGCAUUUCAGCCCCGGGGUUAAAGUGUGUGAAGAGGAGAAUGCACCAAUGGGCUUCGGUUUCCGUCCUGCUUCUUCAGAGAAUGACCAGAAGCAGACAGAUCCUGGAAGUUUGGAGAACCUCGUGAGGGAUGAACCAGAUCGAGCGUUACCCCUGUCUGAAUCAGUAGGCACUCAGCGUAGGUCCCCUCUGACUCGAAACCGCAAGACUAGCUCCAUGGAGGUCCUGUCAGAGACUUCGUCCUCUAAAGCAGCCAGCUAUCGUCUUUUCUCUUCAUGCUCACGCCAGUCUCCAGAGAUGAAGCAGAGUGGAUUAGGCUCUCAGUGUGCAGGCCUCUUCAGCACAACUGUCCUUGGCGGGUCCUCUAGUGCCCCCAAUCUGCAGGAUUAUGCCCGCACACAUCGCAAAAAAUUCUCCUCGGGCAGUUUGACCUAUAAAGAUGAGUUGUUGUCUAUGCCGGCAGUAAAGCGAUUUUCUGUGUCGUUUGCAAAGCAUCCGACUAAUGAGCCGCUGGAGGAACAGCAGGUAGCCCAGCUGCUCCGGCGCUUCUCCACAGACCCAAAUAUCCGCAACUCGCUCUUUCUGGACAGCACUCUGGCCCACCACCUCCAUCAGUGCUACUACCACCUGCGCCUCUUCCGAAACUGGCUAAUCUCCGGCCAGGACCCUUUAGAGUACCUAUACGGAUUUGAAGGCUGCGCUAUGGUGCCCUCUAUCUACCCGCUGGAGACGCUGCACAACUCGCUCUCACUCAAACAGGUGGACAAGUUCCUGACAGCAGUGUGUGAGAACGCAGAGGACUCGCACAGCAGAACCACUAGAGCUCUCUCAGCUAUGUUUGACUCUCAGAACCAGCCCUCGGUAGACUCGUAUAUUCCUCAGAGAGUGCUGUCCUCGUCUGCGUCUCUACGGCAACGCUCCGAGCGUCCUCCCUGGUAUAGCAGUGGUCCGUCCAGCACUGUGUCCAGUGCCGGUCCCUCGUCUCCCAUCACGGCGGACACCUCUCCUCGUUUCAGCUUCAGUGAGAAAGCAGCUCUUACACCUCAGAGCAGUGAGGAGAUCCACUCGUCCUCCCAGGUUGCCAGCCAGCCUGCUCUUCCGUCCUCUUCUCUUCCUGAAAGCCCACCUUCUGACCCAAGCUUUGUCAAUGACCUCCAGCCCCAAAGUCCAGACAGACCCAGUGACCUCACCAUGGACAGCACAGCUGCUACAGACUCUCCUCCGCUUCUAGAUGGCCCGGGGUGUGAACGGGCUGGAGAGGCUCAGAGUACCACUGAAGCUGAAAUGGAAACCAGUCCUCUCUGCUCUCCUCAAGUUGAACUCAGCUUGGCCAUGGAGUCCUUCUCUAAACUGCCUGGAUCUGUGCCUGUGUCUGUGCCAGGUUCUUUGCCUGUGCUCCUGGAGCUGCGCGAGAGCAGUUCAGAGGCUGGUUCGAGUACCCAGACACCCCUGAGCCCUGACGAGCCUGAAGAGUUCUUCAACACCCAGGAGACAAUGGAGGUGGACAUGUGGAGGAGCAGCACACGGAGCCUCCCUCACCCGGGCACUCCUGUCGAGGUUGGCGCGUCGCAUGUGUCCGAGUCGUGAAGACGAUCGCCCUCUCCACGCACAGCUGCAUGCUAAUCCAUAUUAAUCCGUUCUGGUGCCUCAGUGACUUGGCGGUGUAGGUCUCUAAAAGCUGCCGGUCUGGAGGUAAAACAGUUGCCUGGUCAGACAUUGUGGAAGUAGAGGCUGCAUUUCCUGUUCGAGCCUCCUUCUGAAAAUCUGCAUGUCAUUUGUUUCAGUGUGAAGUCUUUGUGCUCCUCUGAGAAUUAACGAACCACGGAUUCCCUUAUUGGCUUGGUGUCGUAUUGAGAAUUUUACCUGCCUGUGACUGUCUGUUAAUGUGGCUGUAUGUGCAAUAUAAAUAGACGGUGACCAAGAGAACAGCUCUGUAAGGUGCACGGAAUCCAUGCUGUUUGGUUUUUUGAGCAUCUUUGCCAUUUCCGACAUUGGAUAUUGUUGUUAAAUUACAUCAGCAGUUAGUACUUUAUGGAUAAAUGUGUAUUGAUGCAGUUGGCUGCUAUUUUGCAUACAUUCGACAAGUCACAGUUUUAGUACAGAUUUACGUUUCUUGACUAAUACACAGCGUGAUCAAAGACACGAGACGGAAGUUGUAACCUACUGAUGAUUUUUAUUUAUUUCGGGAUUUUUUAUUUUUUUUUGCCAAAGCUUUCAAUACCAGUCAUAACUUAUUCAAUCGUAAGGAACUACAUAUCUUUGUACUAUACAUUUAUUUAUCAACUAAUGCAAAGCAUAUUUUUAAUAUAGAAACAUUAAUGAAUAAAUUGUCUCAUCUUUAAUCAAUUUUAUAUUUUUCUAAAAACAGUAUCACCACAGUUUUGACUAAAGAGUAAGGUCUUAUCACGACGAGUUCAGGUUUAUUUCCCUCUAGCUUUGCGGCUUUCAGCUCUUAAAUUUAAAAAAAAAAAAAAAAAAAAAGCUUAUUUUCUACCAUAGAAGCCUGUGCUCGCUUUUCUCAGCUGACGUUUUCGGUUUUAUUUUGUUGUUCUUACUUGUACAGUACAAAGCUUACCAAUGAAAUAAAAUAUUAUUUAAUGUCACUCAGUAAAUUUGCUGCUGCUCAGAUGUUUGCACUGUAAAAUGCGAUAUUGACUAUUGGACACAAUCAGACGAAUAGUCGACCAUAAAAGCAGGAAUCGUGAUAUUAAGUGCAUUUCUUAUUGAUUUGUAUCGUAAAAUGUCUGACUGAACUGUAUGUCUGUCUAAUACGACGAUUACACUAUUGUAUACAGAAACUGCAGAAGGGCAAAAUCAAGUGGGGGAAAAAGUUUAUUUGCUGUACUGACUUUUCACUGUAACAUCCAAGUAGUAAUUUCCACAGAUGUAAUGUAUCGUGACCCAAGGGAGAUUAUUUUGAAUGAAUGUUUAUUUGUUUAAUAAUCACUGACAUUAAAUAGUUUUAAUUACAUUUUAUUUGCGGAGAUGUAGUGCUGCUGGUGCUAUGUUUGCAGUCAGUGUAGUGUUUAUACGGUAGAAGUGGCAUUAUCAGUGUUCCAGUAGAAAUCACAAAUAAAGUUCUGAAUAAAAGUU